Molecule: messenger RNA, 612 nt
Organism: Plasmodium malariae
Lineage: Eukaryota; Apicomplexa; Aconoidasida; Haemosporida; Plasmodiidae
Product: cysteine-rich secretory protein, putative
Exons: 8
Coding region: 1-612 (203 amino acids)
Source: RefSeq, a predicted model, not a curated record
AUGAACAGUUGUCUAUUUUUGUUUUUUUCCCUUUUUUUCAUUUGUCGUUAUGCAACUAGGGAUGCAAGUUUUUGCAAAUUUAAUAAAAAUUUAAUUAAAGAAAGACACAAUGAUUUCAGAUUUAAACAUAACACAAAACCGUUACUUUGGAGUAAACAACUUGAAGAAUCUGCAAAAGAAGAGGCGAAUUUUAUAAAAGCUAACUCCGACUGUGUUGUAGCGGCUAAGCAAAUAAACACAAACUAUUUUGACUUUUUGAAUGGUGAAGAGAUAGAAUCAGCAGUAAAUUCAUGGUAUGAAGGCAUUAAUAAUUAUGACUUUGAGUUAGGUCCUAUUAAAAAGGGGGAAAAUGUUUUUGAAUUUACCAAGGUUGUAUGGAAAGGAGCAGAGCAUAUCGGUUGCGCCACUGCUUGCUGUAAAUAUAGGGGAAUCUUAAUUUGCAAAUAUGAUAAUAACGUUAACAAGCCAGGUUAUUUUGCGGAUAACGUAGGAAUGAUUGAUUGUUCGUUUGGAAUGACUCAUGGAUUGAAAAAUAGUAAGAGGGCAAUCCACCAAUUCGGAACAAUAAGAUUAGUAUAUAUACGUAUACAUAUAAUACAUACAUAUGUGUAA